AUGCUCGAGGCAGCCGCUCAGGAGGUUGAUGUCCAAAGAAUCCACGAAGGCAAGCAUGUAUCUUGUCUGUUCCAGGAGGUUAAGGAGAUUGAGAAGACUUCAUUGAGCCCCGAGGAGGCUGCUGAGAAAUGGGAGACUACAAAGAGAGAGAUUGCUGCAAAAAUGGCUUUAUCGGAGGAGAAGGUUUUGGUUUAG
Messenger RNA from Aureobasidium musti, 195 nucleotides. The record is from the annotation of a GenBank genome assembly. NCBI's taxonomy places the organism in Eukaryota, Fungi, Ascomycota, Dothideomycetes, Dothideales, Saccotheciaceae.